AUGAGUAGAAAAGAUAGUGUUCUCUUUACUCCUGUUAGUAUUGGUCAUCAUAAGAUCAUGAAUAGAUUUAUGAGAUCAGCUACUAAUGAAUACAAAGCUACUUCUCAAGGAAUUCCAAAAGAUGAACUAAAAAAUAUGAUGAUUAACCUUUCCAGAUGCCAAGUUGGAUUAAUUGUUCCUGGGUGCAUGUAUAUUACAUCGCAUGGACGUCGUGGAACAAAUCAAUGUGGUAUGUGCACAAGUGCUCAAUCUCGUGCCUGGAAAAAUGUCAUUGAUGAGAUGCAUAAAUCCGGCUCAAAAGUCCUUUUCCAGAUUAUGCAUGCCGGAACAGCUGCAAAUCCAGAGACAAUGUGCGGUUCUCCGUUUUUCGCUCCUUCAGCAAUUUCAAAAAACUCUGUCGCUCUCACUAAAGCUCAGAUCGAGGACAUAAUUCAUCUCUUCAGAUCAUCAGCUGAGCUCGCAUACAAGGCUGGUGCUGAUGGCGUUCAGUUACAUUGUGCUCAUGGAUAUUUACUCUCUCAGUUUCUUUCUCCAUACUACAACAGACGUACAGAUGAGUACGGUGGUGAUAGAGAUAACAGAUUACGCAUUGUUGCUGAGAUAAUUCAAGAAAUAAGACAAUCAUUACCUUCAGAUUUCAUCGUAUCAAUGAAAAUGAACGGUGACGACUACAUAGAUGGUGGUCUUACACCGAAAGACGCAUCUUACUACGUAUCAAGACUUACUGGUGCCGUUGAUCUUUUCGAGAUCAGCGGAGGAGCCACAGGAAUGAAGUCAAUGAGGUACAGACUCGAAGAGAAAUACCUUCUCAAGGGUGCUAAGAAAGAAGAACACCAAGCUCUUAUUGAAAAAGCAAGAAGUUUCGCAAAAGGAAACGAGUUCACAAUGGAAUGGAACGUUCCAGCGGCAAAAAUCAUCAGAAAGGAUAAUCCAAAGGUUAAAUUGGCUGUUGUUGGCGGAUUGAGGAAUUUUUAUUCCAUGGAAAAGCUCGUCAACGAAAAAGUUGUUGAUAUCUGUUCAAUUUCUCGUCCAUUCAUCAAAGAUCCCGCAAUUGUCAUGAGAUACAAAGUAGGAACUAUCGAUGUUCCAAACUGUUGGAAUUGUAACGAUUGUUUCUUCAGCAUUCCAAAGAAAACAGGUAUUUUCUGCCAUAUCCCAACAUAUUAA
Molecule: messenger RNA, 1167 nt
Organism: Trichomonas vaginalis G3
Lineage: Eukaryota; Parabasalia; Trichomonadida; Trichomonadidae
Product: FMN binding
Exons: 1
Coding region: 1-1167 (388 amino acids)
Molecular function (GO): FMN binding; oxidoreductase activity
Source: RefSeq, a predicted model, not a curated record